Trichobilharzia regenti is the source of this 249-nucleotide messenger RNA. Lineage: Eukaryota; Metazoa; Platyhelminthes; Trematoda; Strigeidida; Schistosomatidae. The record is from the annotation of a GenBank genome assembly.
AUGCACGAUGAUAAACUAUGCGAUAAUUCCAAGUCUUACUCAUUUUUAAAUGAAUACUUCAUUUUUUUCCCACCUAACUCUCUAAAAACAUUAAUUAUUAUUGAUUUUGUUUCAUUUAGGAAAACAACAAAAUGUAGUAAUGUUGAAUCUUGGGGAAAAUAUCUUACAUGCAUAAGAAGGCAUAAUUCAAGAUUUUGUCCACAAGCGAAGAAUAUUCAAUUCCAAAAUCUUUUUGAUGUCAUCCCAUGA